AUGUCUGGGUGGGGCACCCCGAAAUCAGCAGCAGGGGACAUCGGCGGUCGGUCACCUCGAGCCGUCGAUGGCCGCGAGCAAGACCGCGCGAGCCGGAGGCUGGGGCUGACGCACUCCCUGACUUCGCCGCGGGCGCCCGAGCCCGCCAAGCCUGAGCUUCCUGCGAGGCCAAACUCGGACGAUCUGCCGCGCCCGAGGAGCCUCUCCCCGCCGCGGAGGAACCUCGCGCCGCCGUCCGUCACGGGGAGCGCCCUGUCCGCCAGGCUCGAGCGGGCUUCGUUGGUGCGUACCGCCAGCAGCAGCAAUGGUCCCCCGAUCCCGCCGCCGCCCAAGACUCGGGCGAGGUUCUCGGCCAAGAGAGGAGAGCUCGAUGACGUUGCCGCCGACGGUGGAGGCGGUGCUGCUGACGGCGACGAUGUUGCCGCCGCCGCCGCCGCCGCGGCUCCUUCCCCCGCCCCGUCCCGCGGAGCGGAGGCACCGCUGGCCCCGCCGACUCCGGCUACCGCCGGCAGCAGCAGCAGCAGCGGCGGCGGAGGCCGUGUUGCGGCGCUCGCGAAGGCGAUCGAAUCGCAGCGGAAGGCGGAGCAGGCGCAGCGCCCCCCGGAGGACGGCGACGAGACGCCGGUCAUGACCCUGCCGGACGUGAUCACCGAGGGGCUGGCGGCCGGAGACCGGAGGAUGAUGGACAGCCGUUCCUCGCUCCCGCACACGGUCGGAGAGGAGGAGGAGGAGCAGUCUCCCGUGGCCGUAGGGAUGGGAGCGAAGCGGGUUGGCAGGGUCCGGGGGCGGGGGGGGGCCGCGGCCGCGUCCCAGCGGGGAGGGCCGCGCUCGACGGCCGGGGGCAUCGGGGCGUCCUCGCCAGUCUAUGGGACCGGGAAUAGCCAGAUUCAGGCGAGUCCGCAGUACUGGGUCCCUAGAAAGCUCAGCCGCUCGCCCAUGAAAAAGAACAUCGAGUCGGCCCCGUCGUAUUCGCCCGCCACGUCGACCAGGCCUCUGUGGUGA
Molecule: messenger RNA, 1002 nt
Organism: Ectocarpus siliculosus
Lineage: Eukaryota; Phaeophyceae; Ectocarpales; Ectocarpaceae
Source: the annotation of a GenBank genome assembly